UGUGUCGCUGUGUGUCGCUGGUGAACGCAGUACGCUUUUUUUGCUUUGUGAUGGUCAUGUGAUGGUUCCUGCGUUUCCAGCGAAGCUCUUUCCAUCGAACAGAGAAACUAACCGCUUCUAAGACGAAAAACUCAGACAGAGAAGAGACUGAAGCUGCUGGACGGCUGUCAUGGGGUGCUGUUUCAGCACCGGGAGCAACCAGGACGGCUCAAAGAAGCCAUUGAUUCCUGACCCAAACUUAGACAGAAAUCCCACCAAUGGCUCGGAUCGAAACACAGACAGCCUGCCGUCCAGCUGCACAGAUGAACAGACCCUGCACAAGGACAUCCUGCAGCGGACCGCUCUGGACAUAAUUGACGUGUCGGCUGUUAUUUCUCAAGGCCUGGAACAACAUGAAUACAUGGACAGAGCCAGACAGUACAGCACCAAGCUGGGGGUGUUGAACAGAACGCUGUCUCAGAAGAAGCCCGUUCCUCUCCCGUCACUGAGCAGCCAACCUCAACAGGUGCUCGCCGCUGACCUGGUCUCCUACGCAGAUGUACAGCAGGUGUCUAAGAUUGCUGCGUACGCCUACAGCGCCAUCUCACAAAUCAAAGUAGAUGCCAAUGAAGAGCUGGUGGUGCAGUUUGCUAUACCAUGAUUAUAUUUUAUUUCUGAGAAAGAUAUUUCAUCAGCUGAUCAAUCGCUGUAUUGUUAAACAACUCUGGGUCUGAAUUGUUGCGGUGGAAAUUAGUAGAUUGUAAAUGAUGUUCUUGUGUCAGUGCCUUUAAUGUACAGAGUGUAAAGUGAUUCGAGAUGAAUGAUUACCUUGCAUUCUUUCCUGACAGAGUUUGAAAUGCCACACAUGUUUGUGUAAUCAUUUAUUUAGAUUUUAUAUAUUUAUGCAAGCUCGAUUAGCACUCUAGAUCAAGGCAAGGCACUUUUGUCUUUCUUUGAGAUUUUUAAAGGGAUAAAAUGCACUGCAAUACUUUGUUUUCUGUUGCAGUUCACUAAUAGUGUUCAAGUUUGUUUGUUUGUUACCUAAAUGUGGAAUUCUACCUGAUUUACAGA
Molecule: messenger RNA, 1050 nt
Organism: Cyprinus carpio (common carp)
Lineage: Eukaryota; Metazoa; Chordata; Actinopteri; Cypriniformes; Cyprinidae
Product: ragulator complex protein LAMTOR1-like
Biological process (GO): cellular response to amino acid stimulus; lysosome organization; positive regulation of TOR signaling
Cellular component (GO): late endosome membrane; membrane raft; lysosome
Molecular function (GO): guanyl-nucleotide exchange factor activity; molecular adaptor activity
Source: RefSeq, a predicted model, not a curated record